Molecule: messenger RNA, 579 nt
Organism: Lactuca sativa (garden lettuce)
Lineage: Eukaryota; Viridiplantae; Streptophyta; Magnoliopsida; Asterales; Asteraceae
Source: RefSeq, a predicted model, not a curated record
AUGGAGGCACUAAAAGCUCUUCACUGUGAAUUGAUGAUUAUGAAUGCUAAAAACAUCCAAGCUACCAACUCCAGUGGUUACUUCUUUGUUAGAUGCUAUCUUUCUGCUGGAAACAAUAAAAGGGUUCGUUUAGACAGCCGAGAAGUAUCUCCAAACAAAGAAUUUUCUAUGAACGAAUCAUUCUCCUUGGAUUGCAUCGGGACAAAGCAAUCAAUGGACAUGAUCAGUCACGGAACAAUUGUCUUGGAGCUUCGUUGGAGGAGUAAUACAGCAGCCAUGUUUAGAGGGUCUCAACUGGUUGGAAGAACUGAACUGUCCUGGAGAGAUGUUUUUGAGUCGCCAAACAUGCAAAUGGAGAGAUGGGUGAUCCUGAAAUCCAAGAAAAAAGACGUGAAAGCACCUUCUGUUCGUAUAGCUAUGAAGAUUGAAACACCUUUUGGUUGUGGAGUAGAUUUGAUAGAAAGGAAGAGGAAGAACAAAUGGGAUGAAAGAUGUGGGUGCUGCCGUAGUGAUUGCAGUCAGAAUACAUGUCUUGAUGGUGAGCUUUUUGCCAUAGGAGCUGCUUUGGAUGCUUUCUAG